UAGUGAAUGGUUUCGAACGGUGCUCAUGCGCACGCGCACUUCAGACCGGGCUCGUGCUUGUUUUCCAAGCCUCGAGUCUUCGGGCUUUGUCGUUCACCUCCGUGGCUAGUUGUUGCUCGUCUGAGAGGUCUGAACGAUGAUUGACAAUAAUGGCGACGCGUUUAUUCUGAGUUGACUCCAGGGAACCAUCUCUGGCUGACAAAGGGAAUAUCUUGGAUAUAUUUUCAGCACCACGGACACCAACAAUAAGGAUACGCCUCCACCAAAAGGACUACAUUUACUUCAACGAUAAGGACUAGCUAGCCGGGAGAGGUUUUUCAGCUAGCAUUGCGAUAGCUAGCAACUCGGCUCGUUAGCUUGCUAAGUUGAAGAGGUGGCAUUCUUGUGUGUGGAGUGGAGGAGAGAGACAGCUUGCAGAGUGCUGAGAUUUGGCUAAGCUAACAAUGUGGCUACUUAUAAGGUUUUGGGGGUAAUUUGUUUUAUUCCAUGAAGCAACAUUGAGGAGGCUCGAGCUUGCAACCAGCGUUAGCUUGUAGGAAUAGUUUUAAGGGUCCAACAGCCUCCUUAGGUAGCUGAGUAAGCUAACAGGCUAGCUUUGUGGAUUGUUCGUUUCUCUCCUGUUAGGACUUGCUUUGGAAACUAUUCUCCAGUGCUAACCGCAGCUGGCUAGCAACGGCUGCUAGCUUGCUAACUAUCUACAAUAUAGAGUAAAAUUGCAAUCCCGGUACUUAAAUGACCACCGGCAGGAAUAACCGAGCGAUGAUGGAAGGAGUUGGAGCGAGAGUGGUCCGCGGACCUGACUGGAAGUGGGGGAAGCAGGAUGGUGGAGAGGGACAUGUCGGCACCGUCAGGAGUUUUGAAAGUCCAGAGGAGGUGGUGGUUGUCUGGGAUAAUGGGACUGCUGCGAACUACCGUUGUUCUGGAGCUUACGACGUGAGGAUAUUAGACAGCGCUCCAACAGGCAUCAAGCAUGAUGGAACCAUGUGUGACACCUGCCGUCAACAGCCCAUCAUCGGUAUCCGCUGGAAAUGUGCUGAGUGCACCAAUUAUGACCUUUGCACAACCUGUUACCAUGGAGACAAGCAUCACCUGAGGCAUCGGUUCUACAGGAUCACCACCCCAGGCAGUGAGAGAGUACUUUUGGAGUCACGACGCAAGUCAAAGAAAAUCACAGCCAGGGGGAUCUUCACUGGUGGCCGGGUGGUGAGAGGAGUGGACUGGCAAUGGGAAGACCAAGAUGGAGGCAAUGGAAGGAGAGGAAAGGUGACAGAGAUCCAGGACUGGAGUGCAGCCAGCCCUCACAGUGCUGCCUAUGUUCUUUGGGAUAACGGGGCCAAGAACCUGUACCGAGUUGGCUUUGAGGGGAUGUCUGAUCUGAAGUGUGUCCAGGAUGCCAAAGGAGGUUCUUUUUACAGAGACCACUGCCCCGUUUUAGGUGAGCAAAAUGGCAACAGAAAUCCUGGUGGUCUCCAGAUUGGGGACCUGGUCAACAUCGACUUAGACCUUGAAAUUGUUCAGUCCCUCCAACACGGCCACGGCGGCUGGACUGACGGCAUGUUUGAGACGCUCACCACCACCGGCACAGUAUGCGGCAUCGAUGAAGAUCAUGAUAUAGUUGUUCAGUACCCCAGUGGGAACAGGUGGACAUUCAACCCAGCAGUGCUGACAAAGGCUAAUGUAGUGCGCAGCGGUGAGGUAGCAGCCGGGGCAGAGGGAGGCAGUUCUCAGUUCCUAGUGGGAGACCUGGUCCAGAUUUGUUACGACAUCGACCGCAUCAAGCUGCUACAACGAGGCCAUGGAGAGUGGGCUGAGGCCAUGCUGCCUACCCUAGGCAAGGUGGGCCGUGUGCAGCAGAUCUAUUCUGACAGUGACCUGAAGGUCGAGGUUUGUGGAACCUCUUGGACGUACAAUCCUGCUGCUGUCACUAAGAUUGCCCCCUCUGGCUCUGCCGUCAGCAAUGCUUCUGGAGAGCGUCUGUCUCAGCUGCUGAAAAAACUGUUUGAGACACAAGAGUCUGGAGAUAUUAAUGAAGAGCUGGUCAAAGCAGCUGCUAAUGGAGACUUGGCCAAGGUGGAGGACAUCCUUAAGAGACCUGAUGUUGAUGUGAACGGGCAGUGUGCUGGACACACUGCGAUGCAGGCAGCCAGUCAGAAUGGUCACGUAGACGUCCUUAAGCUGCUCCUCAAACACAACGUGGACCUUGAAGCCGAGGACAAAGAUGGAGACCGGGCAGUGCACCAUGCAGCCUUUGGUGAUGAGGGCUCUGUCAUUGAGGUGCUGCAGAGAGGCGGUGCUGACUUGAAUGCCAGGAACAAGCGAAGGCAGACUCCAUUACACAUAGCUGUUAACAAGGGCCAUCUGCAGGUGGUCAAAACCCUGCUGGACUUUGGCUGCCACCCCAGCCUGCAGGAUUCAGAGGGGGACACACCCCUGCACGAUGCCAUCAGCAAGAAGAGAGAUGACAUGCUGUCGGUGCUGCUGGAGGCAGGUGCUGAUGUCACAAUCACCAACAAUAAUGGCUUUAAUGCUCUUCAUCACGCUGCCCUGCGAGGAAACCCCAGUGCCAUGCGUGUGCUGCUGUCCAAACUGCCGAGGCCUUGGAUUGUGGACGAGAAGAAGGACGAUGGCUACACCGCACUGCACCUUGCUGCCCUCAACAACCAUGUGGAGGUGGCUGAGCUGUUGGUGCACCAGGGCAAUGCCAGCUUAGACAUCCAGAACGUCAACCAGCAGACGGCCUUACAUCUGGCAGUGGAGCGUCAACACACCCAGAUAGUCCGGCUGCUGGUGCGUGCAGAGGCCAAGCUCGACGUGCAGGACAAGGACGGGGACACGCCGCUUCAUGAGGCACUGCGUCACCACACACUGUCCCAGUUGCGACAACUUCAAGAUAUGCAGGACGUCAGCAAAGUGGAGCCCUGGGAACCCUCCAAGAACACAUUAAUCAUGGGCCUGGGCACCCAGGGGGCAGAGAAGAAGAGCGCAGCAUCCAUCGCCUGCUUCCUGGCAGCCAACGGAGCCGACCUCACCAUUCGUAACAAGAAGGGCCAGUCCCCUCUGGACCUGUGUCCCGACCCCAGCCUUUGCAAGGCUCUGGCCAAAUGUCACAAAGAGAAGAGCAGCGGCCAGGUGGGCACCCGCAGCCCGUCUCUGAACAGCAACAUCGAGUCGCUGGAGGAGUGUAUGGUGUGUUCGGACAUGAAGAGGGACACUCUGUUUGGACCCUGCGGACAUAUCGCCACCUGCUCCCUAUGUUCACCGCGUGUCAAGAAGUGUCUCAUCUGUAAGGACCAGGUCCAGUCAAGAACCAAGAUUGAAGAGUGUGUAGUCUGCUCUGACAAAAAGGCAGCUGUGUUGUUCCAGCCCUGUGGUCACAUGUGCGCUUGUGAGAACUGUGCCAGCCUCAUGAAGAAGUGCGUACAGUGCCGGGCUGUGGUGGAACGCCGCACUCCCUUCGUUCUGUGCUGUGGAGGGAAAGGUAUGGAGGAUGAUGCCGCUGAUGAUGAUGAUGAUGAUGAUGAUGAUGAUGAUGACCUUACAGGGAGCUCUAACACUAUGGCAGGGGGAUCGCAGGAUCUUCUCCAGCCCAACAAUCUGGCUCUAAGUUGGUCAGCAAGUGGAAACAUCCCAGCUCUGCAGAGAGACAAAGACAACACCAACGUCAAUGCUGAUGUGCAGAAGCUACAGCAGCAGCUCCAAGACAUCAAGGAGCAGACCAUGUGUCCCGUGUGUCUGGACCGGCUGAAGAACAUGAUCUUCAUGUGCGGCCACGGCACCUGCCAGCUGUGCGGGGACCGAAUGAGCGAGUGCCCCAUCUGCCGCAAGGCCAUCGAGCGCCGCAUCCUCCUCUACUAGACCCCCAAACACACCCCCUCCUUCCCCAAGGACUGUUUCUCUCUUUUCUCUUAAGGCCCAUGCUGACCACGCCCGCUAUGCCACAAUCACACCAGCUGCUGCUGCUGCUGCUGCUCGAUCAUCCUCACAGCACCCAAGUCAGCCAGCCAAGGGCGUCCUCUCAUGUCUUAUUGGACACGACAGAUGAUCUGUUGAUGGUUUGAUUGUGUUCUGAUGGAGUACCUGUUACAAAACAUGGAGAAAAAACUGAACUGACUUUAUCACUUUAGCUGUUCUGUCAUCAUGUGUCCUAUCUGCAGACAGAAAGAUGCUUGCAACACAGACGUUGCCUUUUUUUCUUAAUUUUUCUCUCUGCCUGCCAUAUUCUUUUCUUCCUUCUGUGUCCUUUUUUCUUGUGAAGCUUCUUUUCUUAUCGGGUUGAUCAUGGCUCUUUGAGACUCACGUUCCUGGAUGUUAACUGUGGCUGCAAAUCCUGAAUCUGGAUUUCUUCUUCUUAAAAGAAACAGAAAAUUCAGAAAUGAAGAGUAUGCGAUUUGGAGGUCGACCUGUUACUUUUCAUGUGAAGUUCUCAUGCAUCUGUCGCGGUCAGUGCCAGCUGCAGUCAGCUUUUAUUGUGUUUGUAAAUCUUUAUGCAUGUGUUUGGGUAUUGGAAGCUCCAGAUGUGGAUUUUUAAGUGCUUCAGUUUUCAUGACAGUAUGGCAAGCUUGUGACACAUUACUGUUUUUGCACCACUUCAAGUGUUUAAGCUUCAUGUCGGCUGGCUGCUGUGGCUCGGCCUACACCGGCUGGCCUCUAAAGUUUAAGACCAGAUGUUGGUGGUUUUGCACUAGAAAAGCUGAGUCAGAAUCUGUGCUGUUUUCUGACUCGAGAGGUCCACUUCAGCUCGGUGAUAAAGCAGGGAGUUGUAACUGCCAGGUAGCAACACCACACCCACACUGUUUACCAAGCAAGAACAACGGCAGUGUCGCAACAUCUGUUUGAUUGUGAACGAUUUGAGAAGAGUCACCAAGCACUCAUUCAGCUUCUGUCCAGUGAUUUGUCUUUCACACAAACUCACACGAUGCAAACACUUCUGUAACGAGUAUCCUGUCACAACUUGGUGUUAAACUUUCAACACUUGGUGGUAUUGUCGAUGAGCGUUGCUAUUUUACCAUUGAUGACUCUGUGCCAUUUGCUUCCAAAAAUUGACUUGUGAGUUAACAUGUAUGGGGAUAAGGUGCUCUUCUUUAUUCUGUAUUACUUUUUUAUUUAAGUGUAUUUUCCUUUUAUCAAAAAUCAACAUUUAUUGAGCUAGAGAGUACAAUCUAUUAGAAGACUAAGAUAAAAAAAAUGUAGAUUAAAUUAUUUUGUAUUGCUGCCCAAAAAGAUAGGAUUUAUAGGUCUCACUGCCUUCCUGAUAUGUAGCCUCAAAAUCUCUCAAACAUUCUGCUUUGAUAUCAACGUUUGUGAUGUUUUCUGUUCACUUUCUGUCAGCUCGGCUUUCUAGCAAUCAUCUGCAGAAGCAUUUUCUCUCUAAAAUAGGUCUCUGAAAGCCUACUGUUUAUGUGUAAAACAAAAAAAAAGACAUUUUGUUGUCAGAAGUGUCAAGUAUCUUUUCACCAGUGUUUUAUUUGGGAGGAAAGCUAAUGAAUUUUUAAAGAGACAGAAAUUGCCUUACCUCUUUUAAAGGCAGUUGCCCGUGUGGAGUCUGAGCGAGGUGGCUCGCUUGCUUUGCUCGUGGGAAUUUUGCAACAGUGUACAAGCAUUUUUUUUUUCCUUUUUAAAGACUGAAAGCAACUUUUUUUGAGUUCUUUUAUUGAUCAUAACACUAAAAGCUAGAAGCACUAAUACGCUUUACGGUAGUUGUCAUGUUAUGGUUGUUAUGAAAAAAGCCUAUUUUGUAUUUUUAAUUUUCAAUACUUGUACCUGUCCUGUUGGAAAUGUAUCAGUAGUAUUUUCUUUGGCAUGAAUGUUUGACAUAUGCAGUACGACAUGUACCAUGAAAACUGUUCGGUCUGUAUUGCUAAUAAGUGCUUUUAAAACAACCAUAUAGCUGAAAUAAAGUUCUCAAUGAACUGCCAGGCUUUAGGAGUUUGUUUUUGUAACUUUUUCCUCAUCAUUGGCUUUUUUAUUUUUUUUAUUUACGUGUGGCUCAGAGUUACUGAGCAGCAAAUUA
Molecule: messenger RNA, 6010 nt
Organism: Cheilinus undulatus (humphead wrasse)
Lineage: Eukaryota; Metazoa; Chordata; Actinopteri; Labriformes; Labridae
Gene: mib1
Product: MIB E3 ubiquitin protein ligase 1
Exons: 22
Coding region: 733-3855 (1040 amino acids)
Biological process (GO): protein ubiquitination
Cellular component (GO): cytoplasm
Molecular function (GO): protein binding; zinc ion binding; ubiquitin-protein transferase activity
Source: RefSeq, a predicted model, not a curated record